This is a messenger RNA of Entelurus aequoreus (snake pipefish), 2369 nucleotides long. RefSeq lists its product as uncharacterized. NCBI's taxonomy places the organism in Eukaryota, Metazoa, Chordata, Actinopteri, Syngnathiformes, Syngnathidae. The record is from RefSeq and is a predicted model, not a curated record. Bases 315 to 1097 code for a protein of 260 amino acids. The transcript is spliced from 8 exons.
GGCCCGGGUUCGCCAGACUGCAGUGCGCGGCUGGAGCUCCACAGGGCGAAGGGUGGAGUUGUUAGGCAUGCUUCUACUCAUCCAUUCCGGUGUAUCUCACGUAGAAUAACCGAACAUCACCGCCUCAGAUGCCGGGAAUAGACAUUUUUACCAAGGAUGGACAUGGCGACGCGGUGAUGAACGAGGUCCUCGAACGCACCACCCAGACAGACGAUGCCGCCUUAAUUUCUCCAGCUGAUUUUGCACUCAUUUGUGUUCACUAAUGGCUGCGUUGUAGUCAAAUUGUUUGCCAAGUGAAGUUUGUGCACUGAAACAUGGCGGGGUGUGCUUCGGAGCCGCUCUGUCAGCCGUGCGUCUAUCACGAGGAGGCGUUUAAAGUGGAGCUACAGGUGAAGAGACCCCUGGUGCCGCUCCACCUGACCCCAGAACAGGUGGCUCUGGAGAUGCUGUGUCUCUGCGGGCAGCUGGACCUCCUCAUCAGGGCGCAGAUGCAGGAGGAGCAGAUAGGGCAAGGCUGUAACCCUGAGGAGUCAGACACGUUCCAGGCUGGAGGAUCGAACAUUCUGGACCAGAUGCUGCAGUGCCUUGAACAUCUGCCUAAGCCAAUGCCACAGCUGGAGGACUACUUGGACAUGGUGGGUCUGUCGGCCAUGUUUCCACGUGUGGAGGUGUUUCUCAUUCAAGGCAGCCCUGUGGACAUGCUGGAGAGGCCGCCGAUGGACGACUACUGGUCGCACAUCGGCAAACUGAAUCAGAUCUUGGUGCUGAGUCAGCAGCUGGAGGAGGACAUCCGCCACCUGGGAAGUCAUAAGUACAUCGCCCACCAGCUCUCUGUUCUAUACCAAGUAGUCAGCUCCUUCCGAGGAGUCCAGCUUUUCACGGAGACCAAGAAGGACAUAGAAGCCAACUUCAAGCACAUGAAGCAGUCUCUGGUGGUGGAGGACGGUUCCAGGCAUGAGCCUCAGCUGGCUGCUCAUUACAUCGACUGGAUACUGGAAGUCACUCACGGUUUGACGUCGGCGGUGUUGUCGUUACCGGACGAGCUGGCGGACGACAUUCACCAGGCCGUGGCCUUCAUGUCCCAGUUUGCGUCUUGAUGUUGUGGACCACCUACAAAGGGACUGAGUUUUUAAUAAUUAAUGACACGGUGCUACGCCAUUGGACAGCGGGUUGAAAGACGCCAUGUAAUUGACAACUUUACUAUAUAAUGCUUUGACCUCAGUUAUGGAUGCUUUUUAUACCUCUAGUGUCACAAUACAUUUGAAUGCAAUAGAUGACGUGUGUCUGUUUUUAGUACUUAUUUGAAACUUCAACGCAGGAAAUGACAUAUACCGUAUUUUUCGGACUAUAAGUCGCAGUUUUUUUCAUAGUUUGGCCGGGGGUGCGACUUAUACUCAGGAGCGACUUAUGUGUGAAAUUAUUAACACGGGAAAACUUCCACUUUAUCAACACGCAGAUUCUCAUUUUGCAUGUCCCCCCCCCCAAACAAAUCAAGAAAAAUCAUGCAUUUUAUAACCUCGAUAAAAUAAAAAGUAAAAAUAUUUACAUUUCUACCGAAGAAAAAUCAUGCAUUUUAUAACCUCAAUAAAAUAAAAUAAAAAGUACAAAUAUUUACAUUUCUACCAAAGAAAAGUCAUGCAUUUGAUAACCUUGAUUUAUAAAGAAAAAAAUAUAUAUAUACACUACCGUUCAAAAGUUUGGGGUCACAUUAUUUUUGAAGGAAAAGCGCUGCUUUAAACUAGUCUUAACUUGAAAGAAAUACACUCUAUACAUUGCUAAUGUGGUAAAUGACUAUUCUAGCUGCAAAUGUCUGGUUUUUGGUGCAAUAUCUACAUAGGUGUAUAGAGGCCCAUUUCCAGCAACUAUCACUCCAGUGUUCUAAUGGUACAAUGUGUUUGCUCAUUGGCUCAGAAGGCUAAUUGAUGAUUAGAAAACCCUUGUGCAAUCAUGUUCACACAUCUGAAAACAGUUUAGCUCGUUACAGAAGCUACAAAACUGACCUUCCUUUGAGCAGAUUGAGUUUCUGGAGCAUCACAUUUGUGGGGUCAAUUAAACACUCAAAAUGGCCAGAAAAAGAGAACUUUCAUCUGAAACUCGACAGUCUAUUCUUGUUCUUAGAAAUGAAGGCUAUUCCACAAAAUUGUUUGGGUGACCCCAAACUUUUGAACGGUAGUGUAUAUAUAUUUAAUAUGACUACUACCGUAUUUUUCGGACUAUAAGUCGCAGUUUUUUGCAUAGUUUGGCCGGGGGUGCGACUUAUACUCAGGAGCGACUUAUGUGUGAAAUUAUUAACACAUUAGCGUAAAAUAUCAAAUAAUAUUAUUUAUCUCAUUCACGUAAGAGACUAGACGUAUAAGAUUUCAUGGGAU